This is a messenger RNA of Mizuhopecten yessoensis (Yesso scallop), 543 nucleotides long. Its product is annotated as 60S acidic ribosomal protein P1-like. Gene Ontology annotation, molecular function: protein kinase activator activity; structural constituent of ribosome; ribonucleoprotein complex binding. Lineage: Eukaryota; Metazoa; Mollusca; Bivalvia; Pectinida; Pectinidae. Gene Ontology annotation, cellular component: cytosolic large ribosomal subunit; ribosome. Bases 147 to 479 code for a protein of 110 amino acids. Gene Ontology annotation, biological process: translational elongation; cytoplasmic translation. The transcript is spliced from 5 exons. The record is from RefSeq and is a predicted model, not a curated record.
AUACAACUUCCCUUGCCUCGGUCACUUCCUCUUCCGCCAUCAUCGUCCGUUAUAGUGCAUCGUUCUCAACAGAGCUAAGGCCAAUCCGGCGACGUGUACUGUGAAUUUCGGACAUCGAAAGAAAAUAAACUAACCAAAAACAAAAAAUGGCUUCCAACGACGAACUGGCCUGUGUAUAUGCCGCCCUCAUCCUCGCUGAUGAUCAAGUAGCCAUUACAGAUGACAAGCUGGCAACCAUUCUCAAGACAGCCAAGGUGACUGUUGAACCAUACUGGCCAGGCCUGUUUGCCAAGGCCCUGGAUGGAGUGAAUGUUCGCGAACUCAUCUCAAACAUCGCCAGCUCUGCUGGAUCUGCAGCCCCUGCUGGUGGAGCAGGUGCUGCCCCUGCCGCUGAGGAAAAGAAAGAGGAAAAGAAAGAAGAGAAGAAAGAGGAGUCGGACGAGUCUGAUGACGAUAUGGGCUUUGGUCUGUUCGACUAAGAAGACGGACAUUUGGUUUUAUUCUGUACAUACACUGUAACAUUAAAAACAAAAGGUCCUUCAA